GACAGAUCAUCUGAGCAGUAGUCGUAAAAGGUUUAUGAAUUGUUUGUAACCAUCUCGUGUUGGAUAUUUCGUACAGUUUUUCGGCAUAAUUAUCACAAGUUGACUGUUUUCAAAACUAUCUACAUAUUGUGCUACAUAAUACAAUCAUGUCAGAAUCAAAAAUAUUGCUGAACUGUUAUAAUCGUGGUUGUGGUCAGAAAUACGAUCCCAAUGACAACAAGGGGGAUGACUGCACUCAUCAUCCUGGACAACCAGUAUUCCACGAUGCAUACAAGGGCUGGUCAUGCUGUAAUAAGAAAUGUACCGACUUUACGGAGUUUCUGAAUAUUAAAGGGUGCACCAAGUCUUCACAUACGAAUGUGAAGCCGGUAGAACCAGAGAAACCAGUAAUUGAUAAAUCCAAAGCAAGCGAAGUGAUUGAAGUCAGACCACCUAUUCAAAACUAUGAAAAUUCACCACGGCCUUCUUAUCAUACUCCUCAAACAACUAUAAAACCCAGUAUAUCCAGUGCCUUACUUGAACAAACUCAUGAGAUUAAGGUGCAGGAUGUAGCUAGCGCAGGAACCAAAAUACCUGUUGGUGAAAUGUGCAAGCACAAAGGUUGCAAGGCUUCAUACACUGGUACUGUAAUUGAUGAAGAAACCUGCAACCAUCAUCCAGGAGUGCCCAUAUUCCAUGAGGGCCUCAAAUAUUGGUCGUGUUGUAAGAAAAAAACUACCGACUUUGCUGUAUUUCUAGAACAGCCCGGUUGCUCCCAAGGAACACAUCUGUGGUUGAGCGAGGCUACAAACAAAACUAUAAAGUGCCGAAUGGAUUGGCAUCAAACUGGAGGAUUUGUGGUUGUUUCCAUAUUCUGCAAAAAGUAUUCACCCAGCCUAUCAAGCAUCAAAUUAAAUCCAGUCCGACUGUCCAUAGAUCUGUACUUCCAAGAAGAGGAUUCGAGAUAUAAUCUAGAUGUCGAACUUAGAGGGGUAGUUAUUGUCGAGGAAAGUAGCGUAAAUAUGCUUCCAACUAAAGUAGAAAUAAAACUUAAAAAAGCUGAACCAGGUUCUUGGGCAAAACUUGAAACUGCACAUCCUUCUGUUAGAGUUGAAAAAACAGUUGCUCCACAAACAGACCUUGAUAGAGAGGAGAGUAUCACCACACAAGUGGAUGCUGUAGACCUUAGUGAUAUUUGAAACCAUAAUUCUCCGAUCUUCUUGAAAUGCAAAGUUGGGGCUGUUACAAACAAAUUAGAUCAAAAUUUAGGUAGGAUGAAUUGUCUUUUUUCUGUUGAAAUCCAUACUUGAUGAAAAAAAUGUGUAAUUAUCUGAUUAUACAUCGUAGUAGUCUUACUUCGUAGGUAUUAGAGGUCCAGAAUAAUUGACGAAUAAUUUUCAUACCUAUGUAACAUUUACAUCUUUUGGACUUGCCUAUUAAUUAUUUCAAUGUAAUGUAUUUUUUGACUUUUUCAAUCUUUAUUUUUUACACGUAACAAGUGAAUCACCUCCUAUUUAUCAUCAAUAGCAUAAGUCAGUGACAUCAAACCAUUGAGAAUAGGUAGAUGCCAAUUUAUUUUCAAUGAUCAAACUAUUGUACAAAUUUGAUUACUAUUGUUAUUGUAAUACACCGUAAAUAAAGUUUUCUUUAUUCUA
Messenger RNA from Athalia rosae (coleseed sawfly), 1634 nucleotides. It is a transcript of the gene mora, whose product is annotated as cysteine and histidine-rich domain-containing protein morgana. Bases 147 to 1178 code for a protein of 343 amino acids. The transcript is spliced from 4 exons. NCBI's taxonomy places the organism in Eukaryota, Metazoa, Arthropoda, Insecta, Hymenoptera, Athaliidae. The record is from RefSeq and is a predicted model, not a curated record.